AUGGAUGGAGUUGUGUUAUAUCAACUUCUAAAAACAAACAAACCCAAAGUUCUUGAUUUUCGCGUAGCUUUGGGAUACUCGGAGGACAGAUUUAGGGUGGAAUUCCCUGUCCUUAGUCGAGGCUUUGCGGAAAAGAUAUUAGAUCGACUCUCCUACUACAAUGUAGGCAAGACGGAGGAUUCAAAUAUCAUGAUUAUCGAUCCUGCAGCUGUGGUUUACAAACGACCAAAAGCCAACGAUCCUCACGACAUUCCAAUGAAGCAUUUCCAGAAAUUUGUCAAUUCCCUUAAAUCCCGACUUACUGUUGCUCAAGUAAGUGUCAUCAUAUCUUGA
Messenger RNA from Rodentolepis nana, 333 nucleotides. The record is from the annotation of a GenBank genome assembly. Lineage: Eukaryota; Metazoa; Platyhelminthes; Cestoda; Cyclophyllidea; Hymenolepididae.